Molecule: messenger RNA, 378 nt
Organism: Puccinia triticina
Lineage: Eukaryota; Fungi; Basidiomycota; Pucciniomycetes; Pucciniales; Pucciniaceae
Exons: 1
Coding region: 1-378 (125 amino acids)
Source: RefSeq, a predicted model, not a curated record
AUGACCUCUCAAACCACAGAAGCUGGACCAGCCCAAGAUUCAAAUGCAGAGAAAAACGGGAACAAAUCUGACCAGGCCAAUAUCCAACUCCGCCAAUCACCACAAGCCUCAUCUGUCCUUGCCCGUGAGAAGCUUACUCAGUCCCAACGUUCAAUUACUCAGCCCCAACGUUCAAAACAAACGGUUGCCCCCUUGUCCGACUCAGGCCAGUCCACUAUGUUGCAAAAAGACAAGCGCAACCAGAAGAGAGCCCGGGAACAGUCCUCACCUCAGCCUGGAGUCGAGAAACCAACCAAAAAGCGCACGGUUCCUGAUAAGUCGACUCGGGCUGUUAAAGAUCAACCGGUGUGUAAACCAGUAAACAUACCAAACAAAUGA